This is a messenger RNA of Hevea brasiliensis (rubber tree), 1778 nucleotides long. RefSeq lists its product as uncharacterized. NCBI's taxonomy places the organism in Eukaryota, Viridiplantae, Streptophyta, Magnoliopsida, Malpighiales, Euphorbiaceae. Bases 377 to 1024 code for a protein of 215 amino acids. The transcript is spliced from 2 exons. The record is from RefSeq and is a predicted model, not a curated record.
AUCAAAACAUAUGGCUAAAAAAUCUAUAGCAUCAUCUUACACACACUAAAAAAGAUCCAACAUGCAAACAUAACUACUUGAAAGAUCCUAAAGACCCUAAUUCAGUGACUUGUAUGUUUUGUGAGAAAACCACUAAGAGGAGAAUCUUUAGAGCAAAACAACAUCAAGUAGGAAAGUUUAAAAAUGCAGCGCCAUGCUUAAAAUGCCCUUCAGAUCUGAAGCAAGAAUUGGAAACCCAUAUGAGUAAUAAAAAAGCACAAACAAUGGAAUCAUAUGGCUUAUUACCUGAUUUAGGUGAUGAGCCAAUUCGAGAUGAUGUCGAUGAAAUUGAAGAUGAAAUGGGUCAUGAAUUGAAUGUUAGUGGAAAAAGGUGGGAAUGGGAAAGAAUAAAAUAGAAGUAGCUAGUGGCAAUAAGAAGGCAAAAUCAAUGGGAAAGGGUCCAAUGAAUUUAUGUCUGAUUCAAAAACUAGAUAAAAUAGUUCAACAUGGCAAAAAAGGAGGGAAGCUUAGACAAACAAGCAUGAAUGAUGCAUGUGACAAAGAAGCAAGAGUUAGAAUAAUUCAGUAUAUUGCUCGAUUUUUUUACCAAGCAGGCAUACCAUUCAAUGCUGCUCAUUUAGACUCCUUUAAGUGGAUGAUUAAAGCUAUUGGCAGGUAUGGACCAAAUUUAAAACCUCCAAGCUAUAAUGAGUUGAGGGUUCCGCUUUUAAAAAAGGAACUAGCUUACAUAGAAGAUUUAUUGAAGGGACACAAGGAUGAAUGGGCAAAGCAUGGUUGUUCUAUUAUGUCUGAUGGAUGGAAAGACAAGAGAGAGAGAACUUUGAUAAAUUUCUUCGUCAAUUGUCCGUUGGAAACAAAGUUUGUGGAGUCUAUUGAUGCAUCCUCUUUUGUGAAAACGGGAAAGAAGACUUUUGAGUUGCUUGAUAGUUUUGUAGAGUGGAUUGGAGAGGCAAAUGUUGUUCAAGUGAUAAAUGGCAAUGGAAGCAACUACAAGUUAGCUAGGCAUCUGAAGUUGGGAAAAUGAGGGCAUACACUAGACAACAAGCAAGAUCUCAAUGAAAUGCAUCAAGUUCAAAAGUAGUAAAUAUUCAACAAGAGACUGAUUCAGAGGAAGAUAAAGGGAUUAAGGACUACAAAUCUGAUGAAGAGGAAGAAGAGGGAUUGGAUGAUGAUGAUGAUGAUAUGGUGGACGUUGAAGAAGACAAUGACUAGAGAAUUAGGAUUUUGAAUUUGCAUGACAUAAUGAAUGAAAUUGAACAAUGCAUCUAGAUCUAGAAUUUUAAAUUAUAUUAUGUGCUUUGUGAUUUUUGUCUUAACAUUUUGUGUUAUUAGAGGAAAUAAGGAAUGCUUUUAAUCUAAAAGUUUAAAAUAUAUAAUAUAUUAUGAAAUAUGAAUAUGAAAUUUGUCAAUUUAUUGAUAGUGUAAUAUGUUAUAUUUAAUUAUUUAUUAUUUUAGAAUAAAUUAGCGCCUCACUUCGCUCAAGCAAUAAAGGACCUUCUCGCCUUAAGGGUGCCUGGCGCUUUUGACAACAUUGCUCCAACCCAAAUGCAUCUACAAGAGAAAGGCAAGUGACAUUUAACAGGUGCUUGCCUUGUUCCAAGCGCAAGGCUCUAGAAAGGGGCGCGGUGCGCCUUCUUUAUUUCCUCCUCUAGUGAGCAAUUCCAUUGGCAAAAGACAAUAUCACUAGACUCUCAAGCUCAUGGGCAGAUCUACCUUAUAAUGAGUGCGGUCGAUUAACAACACUCAAUUUUUUUUUAAUUUCCUAUACAUACAUGAAA